CGAAAGGGAAAAAAAAAAGUCAAAAAAUUUAACCGUUCACUACUUGAAAUCCUCAAUAAAGUAAGUAUCUUAACGGCCAGCAUUAUGGUGACCUGGAGUUUGAACGGAUGAUCUGGCCAGCCUGAGAAGACCUUGGUCCUGGUUUAUGUUUCAUACUGACGUCGCUAUUAAGUCAGCUUAUCAACAUAACGAAAUAAUCAAUCGAUUUGAACAUGAGUUUAGGCGACUGUAACAUCAACGAAUAACUUUACCUAACAGGGUGGGAGACUGUCACACCUCGCAGCUUUUCUUUUUUUUAAAGACCGGUAGUAUCUAUGUGAUGUGACGAAAUCAAAGGCAUAAAACAGAUGUGAAAUCGAAACAAGAUUUUUAAAAAAAAUUAUUGCAAGAAAUUUUUUUUUAAAAAAAGGAACAAUUGAUUGACACAUUGCUUGAACAGCGCCCACAAUGGAAUUGAUGACUCAUCUAGUGUGUUUUGCUUUUCUGGCGGUAUGGUCGGUACCAACAGGUAAAUUUUAUUAAAUUAUAUGCAUGUGAUAUAGCAUUGCCUACUAAAAUAUAUUGUAUACAGUAAGCCUUUUGUUCCCAAAUUUUGUGUGUCUGGUGAAACCAUUUUGUAGAAGCAACGUUACCCGAGGCACUAUUUUGUAGAAGCAACGUUACCCGAGGCACUAUUUUGUAGAAACAACGUUACCCGAGGCACUAUUUUGUAGAAGCAACGUUACCCGAGGCACUAUUUUGUAGAAGCAACGUUACCCGAGGCACUAUUUUGUAGAGUCAAAGAACCUCGCCACUUAGAUACCUUUUUAAAAAGAAAUCAUACAAACGGUAUUUUGAAACACUUAGAAAAUAGGAUCAGAGUAGCACACAUACAAAAACUAGAAUUUUUAUUGACUAAGCCAUUUAAAUAAAAAAAAAAAGAGAUGUACUUUGUGCUGAAGUUAUUCGUGUAGACAAAACUCUAUGAAAUGAUGAAGGCCUGACACUGAAUAGCAUGCUGCAUCAAAAAAGGUUAUGCUUGGUGAAAUUCAACUGAGGCUAUAUGGGGUUAAAUGCUGUUAAGAAAUGUGCCUCCCGAUGUCAUGUGGGAUGAAUUUGUGACGAAAAUGCCACACCCAUUUAUUUGCUAAUGCAGAAAAUUAAAGGUGGUUUUCUCUAUACCGUUGAGUUAUGAAAAUCUAUUCAAUUAUAAAUCUUGCGUCGGAUAAAGACUGACGUAUGUAACUGUCUGGUAAAAAUUGAUGAGACUAGGGUGAAUGGACCGUUACUGUUACCAGGAAUUAAAUGAUUUCAUUUAGUCUUUGAGAUUCAGUCAAGUCAGCCGAAGAAAUAUGAGGACAGACGGUAGGGUAGAGAAAACUAACGAAAGGAACGGAAAGGCUUGAAGAUUACGGUUUUAAAUUGUGAUAACUUGUCUAAUUAUUACCGCUGGACAUGAUUAAGUGCGGUUGUUGGUUUCUAUUCAUCAUCAUCAGUGGCACUACAUGUCAUUUAGGGCCCUGGCCUGCUAUACCACAUCCUUUCAUUCAGACAUCAUCAGUGGUGCUAUGGACCAUGCAGGGCUCUGACAUGCUCCACCACAUCCUUCAAUGCAGACAUCAAAAUCAGUGACCCUACAUCCCAUGCAGGGCCCUACCACAUCCUUCCAUUCAGACAUCAUCAUCACUGGUGUUAUAGCCCAUGCAGGGCUCUGACAUGCUCCACCACAUACACCCAUUCGAAUCGGUCCAUGCCUUUCCGCCUCCAUCCAUCAUCGUCUGUCAUAUGAACCUCUACCAUAUUAAGUAAUUACUUAUUGCUUUUUUAAUUUUUUUAAACUAAAAUUUAUGUCCAUCAUGACAUUAAACUCAGUUUCCCAACCCAUGGCUUUAUUUAAGGUUCACUGUUUUUUAAAAAAAAGAAAAAGUAGUAUUUUUUAAAAAAAUGUUGACUUUAAAUAUUUUUAUUUUCCAUUUCAUUGUUUGCCUUAGUGUUAGAAUAGCAAUGACAAUGUGAACUGUUAAUUUUUAAGAAGUCUUCAUUAAAAAAAAGUACACACUGGAUGUAAAGAUUGGCAAGAUGAUAGAGUAUAAAAAAAAUCUACAGCGAGUUUUUUAAAUCUGUCCAUUCCAAUUAUCGCAUUGAAUAUGCUACAGUAUUAUUUUUAAUGUAUUUAAAAUUAUAUUUAAUAAUACCAUACCAGAUGUUUUUGUCGCUCAGGCAUCACGAAUGUGAACACAUUGUUUUGUAACUUUUGUAACAGUAAAGCAAUCAUUAUAAUCAACUAGGUCAUGACUUAGCACAUUAAAAAAAAACACAAUUUCGUGCCUUAACGCUGUCAUCUUUAGCUUUUAAUUACCUGGUACUCGUUUUCUUUGCGUUUUCACUUCUGUUACAAGAACGAAUCUUGCCAGAAACGAAGUGCUCCCAUUUCAGCAGCAGUCCACACCGAAAUUUAAUAAUAUUCUGCAGAAUACAAAUGUAUUCUCGGUUAAUAAAACAGGGCAACAAUUAAUCUGCGAUUUUUCUAUUGCAUUUAGUUGCUGACGUUCACCUGGACGUCUCCACUCCAGAGAUCAAAGUUGGCUGCACGGACACACUGACGAUCACCUGCAAUGUUACCGGGGACGCAAGUAGCACCCUCAAAUAUUUAGUCUCGAUCUUGAUAUCGCUGAGGGGUUCGACCAACGAGACCACGUACGCAGACGUAGCAAGCCUUGUCAAAAUUGGCCCCCACGAAGACGUUCGUGGAUUUUACGACAACGUCACGGUGUGGGGCAACGGGAUGGAUCUCAGCAAGGCGCACCUAGCUGCGCAGUGGAGACAUCCCUCAGAGCGGCUUGCGGGAGAUUACAGGUGCGUGGUCACCGGGCUGGACGAGGUCGGACACCAUAUAACCCUCACUGCCAACGCUACCGUUGCUGUUGCGGUCACGGAUGCCGUUGAUGCUGAUAAAAUCAAAGAGAUUGAAGCCCGGCUGGAAGAAGAGUGGAACGCCAUGAAGAGCGAGUUGGUUGCCGAGAACGAGCGCUGGGCGGAGAGAUUUCAAGAGCUGCGAGGCGUCCUGUUCACCAAGGAAACGUUCUACAACAACCAUCACUACUUGCUGACUCGAAACGUUUACAACAACAUCGAGGUCGCCGCGGCCCUGUGCCGCCUUUAUUCGGGUUAUCUCGUGCAGAUCGACGACAGCGACGAAUACAACGCGAUCGUUUCGUUUCUCGGUGGCGUCUUUGAGUUCGACAGCGUCUUCAUCUCAGGAACAGAUAGGGGAAACGAAGGCCAUUGGGUUUUUCAAGGCACUAACACCUCGAUGCCGUUCACACGUUGGGGCUCGUCCGGGGCAUCCAACGGGGGUGACACGGAGAACUGUAUAGUGCUUUGGAAGGCUUCAACCUGGGAAAUGUAUGAUCAACCUUGUUACGAUAAUAUCUAUAAAGUGGGUACCAUUUGCGAAAAGCCGAUGGUAAAUUGAUAAUAAUACCAUUGAUUAAAUCGAAGUGGCUAUUCGUACCCGGGUACCAGAAGUGAGAGGUUGGGAUUAAACGACUAUUUAGAAUUUUAUCGUUGGGGUUGUAAGACAAAAUGGGGUAUCAAAUGAAAGAUAAUUGAAUGGACUAUAUGUUUGUAAAUUUAAUUCUUUAGUUUAACUAAAAUAAACUACCAAAAAGGACAUCCGAAUAACACUGAGUCAAAAUGGAACCAGACACGCAGCGCCGCCAUUCGCACCCGGGUACCAUUAGACUGAAGCUAAGGGGAAGGAGUGUAAAUGCUUGAGAUGACACUUUUUUAAAAAAAAAGUUAACCACGAUUAUUGUUUUUCCUUUAUUGAAAUACAAAUUUAAUACAGAGUGGGAAACUUAAAUCAAAUCUCCAUUUUGACAACAUGUUGCUCCCUUUUUUUAAAAUGCUCUUCCAUGAAAGCUUUAGAAAAGAGGGGGGAAUAUUUUGACAAACGUGUGCGAAAUCUUCGGAACUGUAUCAAAUUGUGCUAAAAUCAAAUAAUUUUUUUUAAAAAUGUAACAUUUUUCUUUUAAUGUGCGUGAUGGGAGGUGCAAUUAUGUUGUAAUACAAUAGAAAAUUGUGGUAAUAAGGGGAGAGACUGCAAUCAGGUUAGUACAAAAUAAAAUGAGUAAAACAGGGUAGGGUUAAACCUGAAAAAAUAAACGCAAAAAAACAGUGAACGUGUCGGCAGAAAGCCUUCGUCAUUUUAGCCGACACGUUCGCUGUUUUGUUGCGUUUAUUUUUUCAGGUUUAACCCUACUCUGUUUUACUCAUUUUAUUUACUAGAAAAUUGUGUUGGAAUUUCGUGUUUUUUUUAAUGGGUGUUAUCUUGCAUAAGACUCUUAGAAUAAUCACAUUUGAUAUAAACUAUUUUUCUACACCGAGUUUUCUGUGUUUUUCUUCUUCUUUUCUUCUUUCGUAUCAAAAGUUGUAUAAUCCAAUU
Molecule: messenger RNA, 4426 nt
Organism: Lymnaea stagnalis (great pond snail)
Lineage: Eukaryota; Metazoa; Mollusca; Gastropoda; Lymnaeidae
Source: the annotation of a GenBank genome assembly